AUGGCGAGCACAAUCUCCUUGCGUAUCAAACCCGUCAGCUCCUUGUGCUCCCUUGCUACCACAACCAUCCGCAGAACAAAUCCCUCAAUCCUUCCCCAAAAUUCGCAUUUUCUCCCUCGACCGCUCCUGCGGCCAUCCUUCCGACGCACCUAUGCCGACAAUGCUGCUCCUCAAGCCAAUCUCUCUCCGCCGCCUGCGCCAAAGAAGCGAUUCCGAUUCUUUCGCUUUCUCUGGCGCAUAACAUAUCUGUCAACUCUUGCUGGUCUCGGGUAUGUGGCAUAUACAGUCUGGGAAGGCCGCAAUCCCAAUGAUCAAUAUGAACCGGAUCCCACCAAGAAGACCCUCGUUAUUCUUGGUACGGGCUGGGGUUCUGUCUCUUUGCUCAAAAAUCUGGAUACCGAAAACUACAAUGUCGUCGUCGUGUCCCCUCGAAAUUACUUCCUGUUCACUCCUCUUCUUCCGUCAUGCACAACCGGUACGAUUGAACACCGCUCUAUCAUGGAACCCAUCCGCAAUAUUCUCCGGCACAAGAGGGCCAAGGUCAAGUACUACGAAGCUGAAUGUACCAAGAUUGACUACGAGAAGAGAAUUGUGUAUGCCAAGGAUGAUUCCGAUAUUAAAGGAGAUACCAGGGAGGCCGCGAUUCCGUUCGACAUGCUCGUCGUGGGUGUCGGUGCCGAAAAUGCCACUUUUGGUAUUCCCGGUGUCCGUGAACAUGCGUGUUUCUUGAAAGAAGUCGGUGAUGCUCAAAAGAUCCGCAAGCAAAUCAUGGACUGCGUCGAAACGGCAACAUUCAAGGACCAAUCUCCCGAAGAAAUCAAACGCCUUCUCCACAUGGUCGUCGUGGGCGGUGGUCCGACUGGUGUCGAAUUCGCCGGUGAAUUGCAAGACUUUUUCCAAGAAGAUUUGCAAAAAUGGGUCCCUCAAAUCAAGAACGAUUUCCACGUCACUCUCGUGGAAGCCCUCCCCAACCUUCUUCCCAUGUUCAGCAAGCAACUGAUCGAAUAUACCGAGUCCUCUUUCAAGGAAGAACACAUUGAGAUUCGCACCAAGACCAUGGUCAAGAAUGUGACCGACAAGUACAUUGAAGCCGAAGCCAACAAGCCUGACGGUACCAGGGUUCUUGAGAAGAUCCCGUAUGGUCUCUUGGUCUGGGCUGCUGGCAACGCUGUGCGAACGGUUGUGAAGGAUCUGAUGUCCCAAAUCCCUGCACAAAAGAACGCCCGUCGAGGGCUUGAAGUCAACGAAUACCUCGUGGUCAACGGAACGGAAAACAUUUGGGCUGUUGGUGACUGUGCCGUUGCCAAUUACGCCCCCACGGCCCAGGUUGCUGCUCAAGAAGGUACCUUCUUGGCCCGCCUCUUCAACACCAUGGCCAAAACCGAUGCCAUCGAGGCCGAACUCCGAGGACUUUCUGCCAAACAAGCCACUGCCGAACCUGAUGACCGCAAAGUGAUCCUCAACGAAAUCAACGAGCGCCAGAAGCAGCUCCGCCGUGUUAAGCAGAUUGGGCCCUUCCAAUACUCCCACCAGGGAUCUUUGGCAUACAUUGGUGCCGAAAAGGCUGUGGCUGAUGUGUCUUGGUUUAGCGGCAACAUUGCCUCUGGAGGCACCAUGACCUAUCUUUUCUGGAAGAGUGCAUAUUUGAGCAUGUGCUUCAGCACCCGAAAUCGUAUCUUGGUCUUGUUCGAUUGGGUGAAGGCCAAGUUCUUUGGCCGCGAUGUGUCGCGAGAGUAA
Rhinocladiella mackenziei CBS 650.93 is the source of this 1737-nucleotide messenger RNA. RefSeq lists its product as uncharacterized. Lineage: Eukaryota; Fungi; Ascomycota; Eurotiomycetes; Chaetothyriales; Herpotrichiellaceae. Gene Ontology annotation, molecular function: NADH dehydrogenase activity. The coding region runs from base 1 to 1737 and encodes 578 amino acids. The transcript has 3 exons. The record is from RefSeq and is a predicted model, not a curated record.